AUGGGACUAUUUGACAUUCUCCGCAGGUCAAAGAAAGACGACGCCACGGCACAGGAAUGCUCUGUGGCGAACGCUCGUGCUGAGCCGCCGCCAGAAACCGGCAGUAACGCGUCUGGUGGUAAUACGGGAGUGGGAACGCCCCCAGCACCUUCCCUCUUUAUGCCCGGUGGCCGCAGGGGGGACCCCGUCCCUGCAAGAAACGAGUACGGAGGGUACCUGAUCUUCGACCCGGUGUCGAAUGGCACGCUUUUCCUUAAGUGGAGCGAGCAAAAGGUAGCCAAUGCAUUGGCUUUCUUUUCGCCAAAGAAGCCAGUUCCAGCUCACAAGUUCAAAAAUAAUGGCGGCAAGCAAGAAAUCUUCAGGAAUCUGAUGAGCGACAAGGCGAAAUACUACGAGGGAUGGUGCCAAUUCUUCAAAACAGCAGUGGAAUUCGCUGGGGAGUGUAGUCUGUUGCCAGGCGCCGACUCAGCUCCUUUGCGGGUUACUGUAGCUUUCUUGUGUGGAACAACAGUGAAGACGCUGCACCCGGCACAAGCCUUACCCACGACCGGGGUGGUCGCUGUGGGUUGUGUGCCCGGGGGACAGCGGACGUUCGAUGUUCUGACUAUGCACAAGGAUCUUUUCCUAGGGAACGCUAGAAAGAGCGGAGCUGCACUGACCGUGUAG
Messenger RNA from Besnoitia besnoiti, 666 nucleotides. RefSeq lists its product as uncharacterized. Lineage: Eukaryota; Apicomplexa; Conoidasida; Eucoccidiorida; Sarcocystidae. Bases 1 to 666 code for a protein of 221 amino acids. The transcript is spliced from 2 exons. The record is from RefSeq and is a predicted model, not a curated record.